GGUUGUUUGCCUCUCUAGUCCCCACUCCCCAUUAAAAGGGUCAGGUCAAGCUGGUUCCUUUGUCCUAAAAUCCUUUGUUUUUUGUGUUUCCCAAGAGGAAGAGAGGCAAGAAAUUUGGGGGUUAUACUCUCUGGUCUUCUUCAAAUGGAGGGUGAUUCUGAUUCCUAUGAGGAAGUGAAGGCCAAAGCUGGCGAGGAGCUGCCUGCUACUAAUGGAGCUGAUGAGAACAUGGGAUCUUGCAAGGAAGGGGUUCUUCCCUGGACCAACAGCUCCAGGCCUGCAACAAUGGCAACAUCUGGACCAAAUGCUACUGUCCCUACUUCAGAUCAGCUUACCAUCUUCUACGGUGGAAGCAUUCUUGUAUUUGAUACAAUUCCUGCAGAAAAGGUUCGUGAAAUUAUGCUUAUUGCUGCUGCUGCUGCAGUAGCCGUUAAACCUGCUGACAUGAAGAAGGCUAUCUCUGGCUCUCCAGCUGGUGGUACGCCUGUUCUUACUAGGUCUCCUUCACCGCAAAGCAGUACAAGUGCUCUGCCUUCACCACAAGCACAGGUUCUUCCAGUUCAUCAAGGCUUCUCCCUUCGCAAAUUGCAAGCUGAAUUACCAAUUACAAGGAGACAUUCUCUUCAGCGAUUUUUUGAGAAGCGACGGGACAGACUGUGCAGCAAAAGCCCAUAUCCCUCACCUCCUGCAAUGAAAAUGGCUGAAACCAUAAAACCUGAGUUCAGCGCUCAAGUUUCACCAGAUGCAGGCUGCUUUGGGAAGCCUCUGGCACCAGAAAGAGAAAUUCAACCAAAGGUUGCUGCCAACCUUGCUUAAAUAUGCACAAUAAGCUUCUGAUGUACAUGGAAAGUCUUAUAUCAUGUUAUAUUGUUAACCUUGCUCUAUGCUAGCAAAUUUCAAACAGUGCUGGGAAUGGUGAUGUUUUCUGUUGCUUCUGGAUGUAAUGGGGUAAAGGGAACAAUUUCUCAUUGAAACUAAUGGGAAUUUGUUCACAUGGUUGCCUCAUAGCCGAAAGCGACUGAAGUGUCAUACUGAACCGGUGCUUUUGGGACAACUAUAUGUUGUCUGCUUGUUGUGUGACUAUCUAAAGUGUAAUGUUGGCUAUUGGGAGACUUACUGCAUAUUAAUUUUAUACAUUAUGUGAUAUGUUAAACAUUUGCAAUAGCAAUAUAGCAUGAAUCAUUGAUAUUA
This is a messenger RNA of Hevea brasiliensis (rubber tree), 1191 nucleotides long. Its product is annotated as protein TIFY 3. Gene Ontology annotation, biological process: regulation of defense response; regulation of jasmonic acid mediated signaling pathway; response to wounding. NCBI's taxonomy places the organism in Eukaryota, Viridiplantae, Streptophyta, Magnoliopsida, Malpighiales, Euphorbiaceae. Gene Ontology annotation, cellular component: nucleus. The transcript has 5 exons. The record is from RefSeq and is a predicted model, not a curated record. Bases 145 to 816 code for a protein of 223 amino acids.